Molecule: messenger RNA, 837 nt
Organism: Colossoma macropomum (tambaqui)
Lineage: Eukaryota; Metazoa; Chordata; Actinopteri; Characiformes; Serrasalmidae
Gene: cldng
Product: claudin g
Exons: 2
Coding region: 149-778 (209 amino acids)
Biological process (GO): bicellular tight junction assembly; cell adhesion
Cellular component (GO): plasma membrane; bicellular tight junction
Molecular function (GO): structural molecule activity
Source: RefSeq, a predicted model, not a curated record
UGUUAGCUGGUGUUUUGGGAGAGUGAGGCAUGUGGGGCCCACACUUUUAGCAGUCAGGCUCUUCUUGUGGUUUGAUGUGUUGGUUUUAAUUUGUGCUGCAGCUGUUUUAAAACUUGCAGGUCAAAUACAGCCCUGUCCUGAGUGUGCCAUGUCUGCGGGACUACAGAUGCUUGGUGCUGCACUGGGGACACUGGGCUGGCUGGGUGUUAUCGUGGCCUGUGCCCUUCCAUUAUGGCGAGUGACUGCCUUUAUAGGCAGCAACAUUGUGACUGCACAGAUCGUCUGGGAGGGCUUGUGGAUGAGCUGUGUGGUGCAAAGCACUGGCCAAAUGCAGUGCAAAGUCUUUGACUCUAUGCUGGCGCUGCCUUCAGACCUCCAGGCCUCUCGAGCCAUCCUUAUUAUUGCUCUCCUAAUUGCUGUUGUAGCUAUAGUUGCUAGUGUAGCUGGGGGUGAAUGCACAAACUGCUUGGUUGAAGGUUCUACCACCAAAGCUAGAGUAGCUACAGGAGCUGGGGUUUUCUUUCUCAUUGCUGGCGUUCUGAGCCUUGUGCCUCCAAGCUGGACGGCCCAUGUGGUCAUCAUGGACUUCUACAACCCUUUGGUGGCCCAGGCGCAGAAGAGGGAGCUGGGGGCUGCUAUCUUUAUCUGCUGGGGUGCAGCUGUGCUCCUGGUUAUCGGUGGAGGCCUCCUGUGCACAUCUUGUCCUCCCACUUCAAGGGCAAGAGCUGGCCAUUAUAAACCAGCAUCUCAAACCAGAGAUCGUGGUGCCUUUGUCUGACUGAGGUGUUCACUGGUCUAGUGUACUGAUUUGGUUUUUAAAUGUUUUAUUUUUGUAAA